Molecule: messenger RNA, 2778 nt
Organism: Symbiodinium sp. CCMP2592
Lineage: Eukaryota; Dinophyceae; Suessiales; Symbiodiniaceae
Source: the annotation of a GenBank genome assembly
AUGGAAUCCACCAUGACAAAGAUCUCGAAGCUUCGAGCCCUCAUUCGUGAGUUGCAGAAAAAAUACAAGAAGGAUGCCGAAACCACGAAGUGCACAAGUGGCUUGGAAACCCAGAUCAAAGACAUGGAGACCCAGUAUGACAAGUGCUGCGACGAGAAGGCCAAGGCUGAUUCUCAGGGCAUGAGUGAGGAGAUCUACAAGUCCAUGGAAGCUCGCAUCAAGGAGGUGCUCCCGAGCAUCAGCGACCGAGAUGAAGAUCAGGAGCAGCAUGCAGCAGCAGCGCCAAACUUCCUGACCGCCAAGAAGUUCUACGACAAGAACGAGGUUCUACCCCAAGCCGACUCGUUCGUGGACUCAGCCACGACAUUGGCGAGGGAACGUUUGGCUCCGUUUCCCUGGGCCAAAGUACUUGACUGCGAUCGUGUGACCAAACCGCAUGCCAAGCCUGCACCUGACGACGCCCCGGAGUGCCCCGAGAAGCCAGAGUUCAGAACGAACAUCAAGAGCAUCGGCAUCCCCAUGAGCAAAUCCAAGAACCUGCUUUCCCAUUUGGAAAUGUCACCUGCUCUGUGCCGCAUGUAUAACGAAUGCAACGAAAUGGGGUGCAUCAUCUUCAAUGUUCCUUCUCGGAAUGCACUGGCCGGAAGAGUGGUGCAGCAUUGUAUGAAGGAGAUAGACAUCAUCCUUGCAGUGCAAAAGCCGUUGAUAUUCAAACUGGGCUUCACCCAUAACCCAGUGUGGCGAUGGGCCAACCGAGUGUAUGGAUACGGCAAGGCAAAAGAGAAGUGGAGUCACAUGAUGAUCCUUUAUAUAUCAGAAGAACAUUUCGGUCCAGCGAUGCUAGAAGCGGCCCUCAUUGACAAAUACAGUACGACCGGAUGCCGAAACAUCAAUCGUGGUGGUGACAAUGUGCAGAGCAAAGACAUACCAGAUAGUCACUAUAUGACAUACAUCGUGUACAGAUCCUUCACGCUCCGGGGCUCGAGCAAAAUGAUUUGCUUUGCGAUUUUCUGCAUUCGGGCCACAUGCAGAUCUGCGAUUCGGACGGCCCGCAACCUGGUUUCGGACCUGGGGGACAAGGCUGGCUCGGUGGCAGGCCUUCGAGAGUUAGCAAGCUGCUCAGAGACUCAUUCGGAGAGAGAUGCGAACCGACUUCUCACUGGCAAGCUUAAGCUGGCCCUGCCGAUACCAAUCAGCAAGGUUCCUGGUGAUGAAUUUUCAGAGGGAGAAGGGCUGCCGAUGUUUCGUUUGCGGGAUUGGCUAGCCUAUAUUCUGAAGAUAAAUGCCUGGCACCAUUUGUGUGGGCUGAAUGCACCAAACCCCAAGCGGGAGCAGGCGAUUUGGGGAGCUUUCUGGGAGAAGUACCGUGCUUUGGACCCAGGGCACACAGUCUUCCAAAAGGCUAGGGAAGGAGCUGUGCAGCUGGAAAGAUGCGCAGCAAUGCUGCUUCAUGGAGAUGAAGGCCGUGGCAGGAGGAGGCAAGCAUUCUUGGUUUUAUCUUAUCACUCUUGUUUGGGGAAAGGCACAGCAGCAGCAGAACGAGCACGCAAGGCCAAGAAAGUCAAAAAGCCGUACUUGAAGAUGGCAACAAACUUCGGGGGACAUACAUACACGACACGUUUUUUGGCCGCUGCCAUGACGCGAAAGAUGUACAAUGACAACGAUCAUUUCUUUGACGGCCUGAUGACCUCGAUUGCUGAUGAAGCUGCGCACCUUGCAAACUGUGGUGUUGAAGACCGGUAUGGGCAGAAGCACUGGGUCAUUGUGCUUCGCACAAUUGGAGAUUGGCCUUGGUUGCAUCGUGCUGCCAAGCUCAACCGCACGUAUGCUAACGUGGUGAAGCGCCUUGACCAAACCCCGGGCGGGAUAUGUCACUUGUGCGAUGCUGGCACCGAUGCUUAUCCCUUCGAGCAAAUCGGGACGCGCCGACCCAGAUGGCUGAGCACUAUGUAUCAGACAUGUCCUUUCGACGAGGUUCCAUUUAUGGCUCGGGUGCCACACAACCCUGCACGACUUGCGGCACACUAUGCAUUCGACGUUUUUCAUACAGUUCAACUCGGCAUUGGACGGUAUUUGACGGGGACGAUGCUUGCACUGUGGUCUGACCGUGAAGCCGGCAACAUCGAGGAAAGAUUUGAUUCCAUCACCACCAAAUACAGAGCUUUUUGCAAAGCAAGCGGGCGAGCGAUGUUUGUUUCAAAACUGACAAAAGAUACGAUUCAGUGGACUAGCACCACGGAGUAUCCAGCUGCUGGCUGGUACAAAGGCCAGCUUACAACCAACGUCAUGGAGUUUCUACAGCAUUUGGGGGAGUCUAUCGACAUGAAUGGUGAUGAUGUGGACCUUUUGUUGUCAAUGGGAACAGAAGCUGUUGUGUCGCUGAACAGUUUCAUGCGAUUGCUCUACGAAUCAGCUGUGUGGAUCCCCCCUGCUGAUGCUGGUCGUGCUGGCGAUCUCGCUGCUAAAUUUCUGAGGCGUUACAAUGACUGCGCCGUUCGAGCGAGGAGUUUGCAGAGAACGCUGUUUCCCAUCCAGCCUAAGUUUCAUUGUUUACAACACAUGGCCAUAGAGCUUUUGUCUGCAAGCAAAGCAAAUCUUCAUGCGUUAAGCCCAUUGGUGCUGUCAACGCAGCAAAGCGAAGACUUUAUAGGCAGGCCUUCGCGCCUGAGUCGCAGGGUUUCUUCGAGAGGAACUGUCACCCGUGUGAUGCAGCGCUACCUUCAGUCGUGCCACAGUCAUUGGGUGAAGGCCGGUUUGCUGAUCGAAGGCGCAAGCUGA